CCCAAAUAAACAAACAGCCCAAAACGAGAGAGAAAUCGUCGAGCUCAACGAGACUGCAAAAAUGGAGGAGGAGAAAGCCGCGGCGUACUACGACGAGUUAACUCGGCGAGGCGAAGGAGCCGCCAGAUUCAAACAAGGCUUGGGCUUUUCAGCCACACCAUCGAGUACUGGCAAUGUCCCCGCAAGAGGCUCUGCGCUCCCUUCUUCUUCCUCGGCGUCUUUCCUCAGCAACUUUGUCAAGGCCUCCAGCCCAACCAAGACUAGGGAGCUUCAGAAACAAGCUCAAUUGGAAUCCAUACAGAACAAGCUCACAAAGAAGAAGGAUAAGCUUAGUCCGACACGAGAUUCAGAACAAGAACGACACCAGCCUAGGGUUUCUCGGAAAGACGAAAGGAGUACCAGCAGGCAGAGUAGGAGCCGUGAUCGGGAUCGGGAUCGGGAUCGGGAUCGUCAUUCGAGGUGGCGGAGUAGGGGCAGAGAUAGGUAUAGGGAUGGGGAUAGAGAUAGAGAUAGACGUAGGAGGAGGAAGAGGAGUCGGAAUCGGAGCUUCUCGCCUCGGAGCCGGACAGUUGAGAGAAGGAGUCGGAGCCCUUCACCACGAGAGCGGAGGUCGAAGAAGGAACACGGUAACGAUGGAAAUGUAGAGGGACAACUGAGUAAAGCCCGAAAGGAAAAGAAUGUGGACUAUUCGAAGUUGAUUGAAGGCUAUGAUUUGAUGUCACCAGCUGAAAGAGUCAAAGCAAAGAUGAAGCUUCAACUAGCUGAGACUGCUGAAAAGGAUGCAACAAAAGGCAUGGGAUCAGGUUGGGAAAGGUUUGAGUUCAACAAGGAUGCACCCCUUGAUGAUGAGGAAGAAGUUGAAGCUGCAGAGGAUGAUAAAGCAUUAGUGAAGCACAUUGGCCAAAGCUUUCGAUUCUCUGCAGUCAAGUCAAAAAAGGAAGAAAAAAUCAGAGCUGCUCAUGAUGAGGCCAUGUUUGGUGCACCAGUUAUCCCUUCAAGUGAUGGUAAAGCUGCUGCUGAAGCUGAGAUUGAGAUUGAGACCAAUAAAAAAGAGUUGAAUGAAAAUGAUCUUGCUGCAAAUCUUUUAAGCGAGAAGGUUCUUGCAAAACAACAAGGUUCUUGGCGUGAUCGUGCUCGCGGGCAAAGGAGCUGAGAUGAACAAAAUUCGCUGCCUUCAACAUGCAAGGCAGGUUUGAACCCUUGUCAAAGAGUUUGAACUUUGAAGUGGACAGCACCAUAUUAGAUUCUGAUACCACUGAUGGAAUUCCGAAAUGGCAAUUUGACACCGGAUUUCUCGCCUGUGACUUUGGAUGCUAACCAUAGAUAAUAAACUUUACUGACAGAAUGAAGCUUCAGGCAAAACGGUAAAUUUAGCAUAAAGAACUAUUAACACUUCGUGGUUUCUUCUUAAUGUCCCCUGUGUUUUCAGCUAAAAGCAUCCCUGAGAAUCCACACUUAACAUUCGAAUUCUCGGAAAAACGGUUUCGAUUCUUUGUUGCCUCUUCACAGACAGUUUCCAGCACGUGUUCAAUAGAUAGCUAAGCAAGCUAAGAAAUGUAGUACCCGUAUAGAAACAUUGUACAUGUUAGAUCAUCUGUGAUAAAUUUGGCUCAAAAUAUAUAUUAAUGAUAUAUUUGGUA
Messenger RNA from Humulus lupulus (European hop), 1640 nucleotides. RefSeq lists its product as uncharacterized. The coding region runs from base 62 to 1153 and encodes 363 amino acids. The transcript has 6 exons. Gene Ontology annotation, biological process: alternative mRNA splicing, via spliceosome. The record is from RefSeq and is a predicted model, not a curated record. Gene Ontology annotation, cellular component: nucleus; cytoplasm. Lineage: Eukaryota; Viridiplantae; Streptophyta; Magnoliopsida; Rosales; Cannabaceae.